AUGCCACCCUCCACAGAACCAUUCCCCUUCCCACGAGAGUACCACUUCCCGCCCUUCUUCACGCGGCAGACCAACCUGACGACUCACCACGCGCAGCUGACAAAGUGGUCGGCUCUGGUGCUGAGCUACUGCCGACACCACCGCAUCUUCAAGCUACCCUUGACCACCACCAGCAGCAGCAGCAGCAGCAGCACAGACCCGGUCCAAUCCCAAGCGUCAUCCCAAACCUCGCCACCGACCGACGAGCUCUUCCACAACAAAGCCCUGAACCGGCGACUGUCGCCCUCGGACGUGCGCGAGGUCAUCGACUUUAUGUGCAAGGAGGGCCGGGCCGAGUACUGCAGCCCCGGCGGCGGAGGGGGAGGAGGAGGAGGAGGAGCUUCCAGCACCCAGCAGGGGGGAGGAGACGUGGCGUGGAUCUUUUGGCGGUCGCCCGAGGAGUGGGCGCAGCUGAUCGAGGCCUGGGUCGAAGAGACGGCGCAAAAGGGCUCUGUGCUGACCCUGUACGAGCUCGUCGAGGGGGACGGCACCCUAGGCACUGACAUCCACGGCAUCGACGGGGACAUGCUGCACAGGGCCCUGCAAGUGCUCGUCAAGCGUGGGAGGGCGCAGAUCUUUGGCCAGGAGGAUUCGCAGGGUGUCAAGUUUUUUUGA
Pyricularia grisea is the source of this 654-nucleotide messenger RNA. RefSeq lists its product as uncharacterized. Gene Ontology annotation, molecular function: structural molecule activity; protein homodimerization activity. The record is from RefSeq and is a predicted model, not a curated record. Lineage: Eukaryota; Fungi; Ascomycota; Sordariomycetes; Magnaporthales; Pyriculariaceae. The transcript has a single exon. Bases 1 to 654 code for a protein of 217 amino acids. Gene Ontology annotation, cellular component: ESCRT II complex. Gene Ontology annotation, biological process: protein transport to vacuole involved in ubiquitin-dependent protein catabolic process via the multivesicular body sorting pathway.